AAUAUAUUGAACCAGCUAGCCUUCUUGGUGGAUAUAAGUAUAGAAAUGUAUUUGAACCAUUUGGCCAGCACCAAAUUUGUAUUUUUCCAACUUAUCCAAUCCAUCUCUGAUACAUUAUCAAGAAUAUCCACCCAAUCCAUAUCCACUUUCUGGUACUACUUAGAAACAAGAGAAGACUUGAUCCAGUCCCGCAUCUUCGAUAAAAAAAUGACCAGUGAUAGAAUAUCCUUAUUAGAAAUAUGCAAUGGGUUAACUGAUAAAAUAUAUACUGGGACCAAGCACAAGGACUCUUAUAGAAAAGAUACUUUUAACGAUAAAUUUCAAUUCAGGGUCCGAAUUUUCUUGACAAACAUUUUCCAGUUUGAAGAUAACACUGGGUUGAAUAAAUAUUUCACCUUGGCUAGUAGGGUUGUUAAAGAGUCCGGUCCACUUAAAACUAAUUCUUGGAAAGAUGAAGUAUUGCAAGACAUCGUCAAGCUUAAUAAGAUCUUACGCGAUCCAUACUCAUGUUUGAAGAACCCAAGAGCUCUAGUCAAUAAUUGUGAAAUGUUUAAAAGACUUAAUGACUUUUUAUUUGAAGAAGAAGAAGCGAUAAAAGCACCUAAAUCUGACCCGUUCCUUAUUAAAAAGUCCGAACCAAAAGAUUAUUUGAAGCAAAAGUAUGAUGAUAAAAUGUUUUUCUCUGAAAACUACUGGUUGUCGCCUUUUGAAGAAACCCCAAGAGGUCCAAAGUAUGAAACCAUGAAAAAGGAAGAUGAAACUUAUUUUAUGGAGCACACUCUUUCCAAAUCUCGAAAUCAUCUUUUGAUACAAAUCUAUUUCAUAAGUUGUCUUUUUUAUCAACUAGUAGGUAGCAACAAGAAACAAUUAUUAAAAGAUAUAAAUGCUCCAGCUAAUAUUAAACAUAUAACUGAUGAUGCCACUCCAGAAUCAGCAGUGAAUAUUUUUUUCAAAAUCAGAAAAGAUAUGAUUAACCGCUACAAAACCAUUGACACUCAAUUAUCUUUCUUGUUACAACAUAUACAGAACUCAGAAUUACAUUGGUGGGCUUGGCUAAUCUAUAGUAAAGACCCUGUCACUGGGAAACCAUUAUUUUCCGAUCGAGAACUCACCGACCAAGAUCUUGAACUUGUUAAUGAAAAGACUGCAUCGGUGAUACCUUUCAAAGAAAAACGAUAUUUCAACACUUAUGGAACUCCUCAAUUAUCUAGAAAAAUGAAGGUACCAACUGGACUAGAGCUACUCCAGAAAACCUCAGAAAAACCGGAAAUCGAUCAAAAUGAUAUCGACCAGCUUACGGAAAAGAUAAAGCAUUCUACAGAUAAAACGGAACAAGAUGGGCUUGUGGAAGAAAGAACGGUUCUUCAAUGGAAGAAAUUAAAGCAGCAGAGAAUUGGUAAAUGGUUAGAUUUGGGUGAAUUGCUAAGCGAAGAGAAAAUCUCUGCUCCGGCUCUUAAGAAUGAUACUGCUGACCCUGCCACUAAUCACGAGAAUACCAAGAAUACUCAAGAGUCCGAACCAUCCACUGAAGUCGAU
Molecule: messenger RNA, 1536 nt
Organism: Hyphopichia burtonii NRRL Y-1933
Lineage: Eukaryota; Fungi; Ascomycota; Pichiomycetes; Serinales; Debaryomycetaceae
Exons: 1
Source: RefSeq, a predicted model, not a curated record